CGGAACAAGUGGCAACGGACGUGUUUGCGACGUCGCUCCGGGACGGACAGUCGGAGUUGCGCGGGCGACGCGAGAGAGGACGGACGUGAGAAGAGGAGCUCCGCGCACUAGUAUAGCCUGUGUACUUGUACACAGGACAGAGGUGGUAUAGAGAAUAUAGGCUAAGAGUGUAAGCACACAAAACGCCCGGGGCGUAGCUGCCCCUACAGCCUAGCCGCAAACCUCGAUUAAUUUCAGGUUUGUUGGUCAGUGGGUGCGAGUGUGUUGUAGGAUGUCUACUGUACAGAGAAAUAACAGUACAGAGAUACAGAUGAAGGGAAUCAAUGUGCCCUUGCCGAGCGAGGACGAGGCAGAGAUGAGCAGCGAUGACGGAUUCAUCACUGUCUCGAGCAAGAAGGUGAAAAGAGGGGAAAACCGCGACAGGCUGCGUCCCCCCCUCACCAACCCCGCCAUCGCGCGCCAGCACGCUGAGCGUGCGCGCAAACAACCGCGGCGACAGGGUGGCGCCUCAGCCAGCCAGCCGGCUGCGAGUGCAAAUACAGGCACGAUCCCUGCGCCACAGAACCCUGCCCCUCAGGCAAAGAAAGUACAGAUAAAACCCCUGUUUGUAUUUGUAGACCAAGGCCACAGCUACCCGGUCAUCAAAGCUGCACUGGACGCAGCUCUCCAUAUGACGUGGACGUGCGUAAGUCGAGGCCACGAUCAAUUAAUGAUCCACACUGCCACGAUAGAGGACUACCAUCGUGCAGUACAGGCAUUAGAGCAGGCAGGUGUGCAGCACUCUGUUCUACUGCAGCCAGACGAGAUCCCUAAUAAAUUCGUCUUUUGUCGGGUGCACAGCAGCAUCGACAAAGAAUUUAUCCAGGCAGAGUUCGUAAAAAUGGGCCUGCCCGUACAGAACUUCUGGUUCCUAUGCAACAGGCAAACCAGGCGCCCAAUAAAUAAACUUGUGGUUGAGCUCCCGAAGGCCGUAAACUCAGAUAGGAUUUACGCCAUAAAAACAUUCUGUAACCUCAGCAUUCGUGUCGAGGACUACCGCCACCCGAAAGGUCCCAUGCAGUGUGGCAACUGCCAGCGUUUUGGGCAUCCCACGAAAGGCUGCAGAGCAUCUCCUGUGUGCCGCUGGUGCAGCAAGGGCCAUAAAACAGAGAAUUGCCCCGAGGGAGGGGACAGGAACAAGGCAAAGUGCGCGAGCUGCAAGGGCCCGCACUGCGCCAACUACAGAGGGUGCCAGGCUUACAAGCGUGAAAACUGGCGCUAUCUCCCGCAGGAGGAACGCAAGGAAAGGGAGCUGCAGUCAAAGCGUGCAAUUCGCGAAAACAAGCGAGCUGCAGCUGCGGCGCAAACACACUUUCAGUCACAACAAGCUGGCUCGUCCAGCUACCAGCCCCAGCCCCCCAGACAGGUAUGGCGCGGCCCCAGCUGCCCUGCUCCUCAACAGUGGCAGAGCCCCAACCAGUACUCGGUGCUGGACGACAGGUACGAGUUGGAAUACCCUGUUGUGGCCAACUCUUGGAGGCCCAGAGGGCAGCCACAGCCCCAGAGAGCCCCGAAAAAACACCAUUCGGGACAUAAAAAUGGAAAGGGGAAGAGGGCCCCGGAGGAACAGCCUGCUCCAAGGCAGGUACAGCCUGCCCCGCAGCACCCCGCCCCCCCUCCCCCCAUCGCACCACGCACGAAGCCAAUCCCAGUGGCGCCCCGGGUGAAUCACGAGCACGAGGACACUGGAAUGCAGAUCGAGUCAGCGCCUGCAGUGUUGCCAACUGCUCCGCUGCAGCCCAGCUCCACUCGUAAGCCAGGUCCCGACCCUAAGGCAUUUCUAAAGGUCGUGGGCCAGUCCAAAACAUUUAUUGAGGACCCAAACCUGUCCCAGGCCCUUGAGCCAAUGUGCCAACUCAUGGCCAUCUGGUGCGACGCGGCCAUGUCCCUUGAGGAAAAGAUACAAGCCACCAUGGGCUUCGUGCAGACACUAGCGGCCAGCUUCAAUGCCGCACACCCCUAAUUUAGGUCCUGUCACGAACACUAAUCCCGUAGACAGUAGUUUAGGUACCAUCCUCUACUGGAAUGCACGAGGAAUUAGAAACAAAAUAAUCGAGUUUACAGAUCAUUUACUAAAAUAUAAGAUUAAAAUCGCGGCCAUCAAUGAGACUCACCUAAUACCAACAGAUAGAUUAACGAUAUCAAACUAUAAUGUUUACAGGCGCGACCGUGACACCAGAAGCGGAGGGGUGGCCUUAGUGGUCCACAGAAGCAUUAGGCACACAGAAUUUUAUUUACCUGCAUUUAAUGAAUUAGAAACUGUUGCAAUAAAUAUUAAAAUCAACAACCAACACAUAGUACUUAUUUCCAUGUAUGCACGGCCGGGUAGGUCUCUCACUUUGAAUGAGCUGGACAUAUUAUAUGGCUCAGCUCCUGCAUUUUUAGCAGUUGGCGAUAUUAAUGCCAAGCAUAAGGAUUGGAACUGUCGGAGCAACACAGCCAAUGGCUUCCUGCUGCAACGGCAUGAGUCUAAUAAAAAUUAUCAAGUUUAUGCUCCCUCAGAGCCCACACACGAUAGCGGAGCACUAAGGCAAACCCCCGACAUACUAGAUAUCGUUUUAAAUAAGAGAGUCCAAACGGGAUUCGAACUCAGAGUCGUCCAUGAACUGUCGUCUGACCACUUCCCAGUACAUUUAAUAUUCGAUGACGCGGACACUGACACCAAUCCGCCGAGAAAAAUCAAAGACUAUAAAAAAGCUGACUGGCGAGGCUUUCAGACGCAUCUAUUAGAUAACGUGCCCGCAGCCGAUGCUGCCAACCUAGAAACUAAAGAAAGUAUUGAAACAGCAGUAACAGAACUCACAGUAAAUAUACAAACUGCAAUAAACUCGUGCAUCCUAGUAAAGGAGGUUAAGUUUAAGCAGGGAGAGCUGCCGGCAUACAUAAGGGACUUAAUAUCACAGAAAAGUAGACUAAGGCGCGAACAUACUAGGCGUAGACAGCGUGACAUUAAAGCGCGUAUUAAUGAAUUACAAAGAAUAAUUUCCGAUGAGAUAACUCUGUGGAGGGACAGCCAAUGGGAGGCGAAAGUCUCCCAGCUCCAGGUGCAAGAUGGUAGCACCUGGAGUAUGACAAAGCGGUUCCUCCACAAGACAGAUAAAAUUCCUCCAUUACAAACCCAUACUGGAGUCGCUUAUACACCAAUAGAUAAAGCACAGGCAUUCGCGGACACAUUAGAAGAAGCAUUUAAACCUAAUAUCGAGCCCUGCGACCCAAUAUUUAAUGCAAUGAUAUAUAGGGAAUUAAGAAUAAAACUAAAUCAGCCUUUAACUUCAGAGCCUUAUCUAACUCAAUCGCAGGAAGUUAAGCAGGCUAUUAAACGUAUGAAACCGCGUAAAGCUCCGGGAAUAGAUGGCAUACAGGCAGUUGUCCUUAAGAAACUGCCUGAUGAAAUUUUAGAGUACUUAGCUGAAUUAAUAAAUGCCAUGUUUAAAUUGCAAUAUUUCCCUUCACAAUGGAAACAGGCCAACGUAAUGGUAUUUCAUAAGCCUGGUAAAGAUAAAACAAUGCCACAAAACUAUCGGCCAAUUAGCUUACUAAGUAUAAUGUCAAAGGUAGCUGAGUACAUAAUUUUGCAACGACUCAAUACUUAUAUUAAAGAACGCAACAUAUUGCCGAAUGAACAAUUCGGAUUUCGCAGCGCGCAUUCCACUACGCAACAACUAGUACGCAUGACGGAAGAAAUAGUAACAGCGUUUACAUGGAACAGCUAUAAUGUAGCAACGUUUCUAGAUGUAGAGAAAGCUUUUGAUAGAGUCUUCCACGCAGGCUUAAUCUAUAAACUAUACCAAGCCGAUUUCCCCGACUGCUAUAUAAAAUUAUUAGCCUCGUAUUUAGCCAAUCGCUCGUUCAGAGUCACUACAGAGGGGGCACUGUCAGACGAGAAACGAAUCAGAGCAGGCGUUCCGCAAGGUAGCAUACUGGGGCCCGUUUUAUUUAACAUUUACAUACACGACAUGCCUAAACCUGAGCAUCGCCUAGUACAGUUCGGCCUAUACGCCGACGAUACAGUAUUGUUUAGUAGGUCACGCAACUUAAAUCUUGCAACAGAAAGGCUUCAAACUGCGUUAAACUCACUAGAAAAUUGGUGCACGAAAUGGCGAAUUAAAGUUAAUCCUACAAAGUCCGAAGCCAUUGUUUUUACGCGGAAACAUCUCCCGCCACUAGAAAAUAGGCCGCAAUUAACGCUAUUCAAUGCAGAAAUACCGCACAAAAACGUAGUAAAAUAUUUAGGCGUACAUAUGGAUCGUAAAUUACUAUGGCGCGACCAUAUAGAAGCAAAAAGAAAGGCGGCAUUCACGAGAUUAAUGACACUCUAUCCAGUCAUGAGUCGACGACGAGGUAGCUCAGUUAAAAACGGAUUAACCAUAUAUAACGCGCUAAUUAAACCCAUUAUUACCUAUGCGGCACCAGUGUGGGCAACAGCAGCAGAAUCCCAUCUGAAAAAACUACAGAGAAUACAGAACAAGAGCAUUCGUAUCGCGACUGAAGCACCUGUGUAUUGUCCCGUCAGGGCCAUGCAUAGGGAGCUAAAACUCGAAUUAUUAAAGGACUACUAUGUUAGGACUACUCAGAAAUUCUAUGAUAAAUGUAAAUUAAGUGAAAAUCCGUUUAUUUCCUCCCUUGGCGACAAAGAUCCGGAUUUGCAUCGGAAAUAUAAAAUGCCGGUUUCAAUCCUGGCUCACAGGCCCCCGUAGCUGCGCUGUGGUUGGCCGACUCGUCCGGCCAAUGAAAAUACUACUCGUGAAUUAAAAUGAAACUUCAAGUUAAUUUAUACUUAAUUACAAUAAUAAAUAGUUAGGCUACCAAACGUAGCGACAAAGAGUGUCGUACUGCAUUAAACCUGCCCUCUGCCCUCGCAUUCAGUGAAAGUAAACACCGAUCGAGCUGGGGAUGCCGAUACGAGUGGCAUGCUGCUUGCUGCCGGGCAUGGUAGGCCUGUGGUGCGUCGCGACGAUAUAAUUUAAAAUUAGUGGUAGAAGUCGUGUCCUGUGAUACGUGUUUGCCCGGAUAGUUAGUGCAAAUAAACACCGAUCGAGCUGGGGUUGCCGAUACGAGUGGCAUGCUGCUUUCCGAUGGGUACCACUGCUGCAGGGCAUGACUACUUAAAAUUUUGAAUAUUUAAAACAAUACGAGUGCUCUGUUCCCAUUCGCCUGUGACUUUAUAUGUUGGCAGUUCUACCACUAUAUUUAAGUGCGUAGAUAUUAAGAUACUAAAUAAAGUAAUAUAAUAUAUUAGGCUAAGAGAGAAAAAUUAAAAAUAAUAAAAACAAAAAAAUCAAAUAAAAUACCAAAAAUAUAAUAGUUUAAUUCAUAUUAAGUUAUUAGCUUUAAGAUAUCUUAAAUAAUGUAGCCUACGCUCCGCACUAGCAGAGCGUACACAUAGUGAAAUAUGUUCUGUUUGUGUAUGUUUAGUAAGUAAGGUGUUCUAAUUUUCUUCUUUUAGUUUAGGUGCUACUGGAGGCGGAGUGGGUGGCCCGGUGUGGCCAGCCACCACCAGAGGCGCUCGCGUCCCUGGUCAGAAGAUCCAGAACUGCAGAACAACAAACAAUGCGGACAUUUAAGUCCAAGCGCCCAAACCCCGCAUGGUAGACUCUUUCUGCUCUGACCAACUCUUCUUCCUGAACCAUCCUUCUUUCUCCCGUAUUGAACCUGCCUGAAAUUAAUGCAUGAAAUUUGGCAUCCCGCAUGAAAGUGCCCAGGGUUUUCCCUGUGUCUAUGCAGGUUUUACCUGGGCCCAACUUAUCUAGUAGUUUAGUCUAGAGUUAAGAGUGAGGGGAGUUAGUCAUGGCGCCAAUCGCUGCCAUGGCUGGCCAAUCCCCUCCUAGCACACGAUGCAUGCGACCCUCUCCCUGCAUGGCUAAUCCCAGCAUGACUAAGGCGUAUAGGCUUCGGCCUG
Bacillus rossius redtenbacheri is the source of this 5938-nucleotide messenger RNA. RefSeq lists its product as uncharacterized. The record is from RefSeq and is a predicted model, not a curated record. Bases 272 to 2002 code for a protein of 576 amino acids. Lineage: Eukaryota; Metazoa; Arthropoda; Insecta; Phasmatodea; Bacillidae. The transcript has 2 exons.